AGUUCACUUUUGCUCAGAGUCUGUGGUCAGAGCAGGCACGAAGCAGUUAUCUAGUCGCUUUGCUGCAGGAGUCAACAUGGCCGCCUUGUCGGUGGAGGAGGACGGUGAACGUGCACAGCCGAAGCUGGGGCGCAUGGGUUGCCUUCUGCCACUCUCCGUGUUUCUGAAUGUCGUGCAGUUCUACAUGAUGUUGCAGCUGUCGGCAAGAUUCCGACUUUCAUCGCCUGGUGUGCAACAAGGCCAAGGCGAGAACGGCAUCAGUCGUCCGGCUUUGCUAGCACAACCACCGUCAAGCAGCAUACUUCCGAUCAUCCGUUACAUGCAAGGACAAAAUAACGCGGACACUUCGGAGAAAACGCCCCACAGCCGCGAGGUCAGGCAGGCGUCAACCACUCCAGCUGCUACUGCAGAUGAAAAGCCCUCCCACGACGCCGACAGUCAUAAUGAGGUGGACCAGUCGCUUAAUGAUCGUCGAAAAGUAUUUCGAUUUCCCCUCCAGCCCAUGGUGGUCCUUGGAGAAAAAACUGCAACCAGUGCGUCUGGCGAACCGGCUAAACCCGUCGUGGGUAAAAUCAUGAAGCUCGAAAGCUUUUUUGGGUUUCGUGACGAACACAUAUCCGAGAAAAGAACACCAUCAAUUCCAUGACUUUUCUUGCUGUCCCUGUAAAUGGCAUGUCUGCGUCGACAUCAUGAGAAAAAGAAUUCGGAAUGUCAAUGCUCAUAGGCUUCCUGCAGCUGCAAAUCAUCCAACACAAAAAAUAACCGCCAUGCUGGGCAAGGGCAGUCGCAGUUGCGCAUUUUGCAACAUUAAGAGAAGCAAGAAGUGUAGUACGCUUGUAUGGGGCGUGAUCCCGGUGUUUUUUCCGGCAUAGUACGAGCAGGUGCGGCAGAACAACGGGGCGAGUAGCCAUGCUUUCUCGGCUCUGCUGUCGCAGAACCGACAGCCAAAACCUCAAGUUGACGAGUGCGCAGCUCCGGGCAGGUCGUGCAAGCUGCCCAUUCUGGUCUCCGAUUGGGAAUCGUUUUACACUGCCGGGCGUUUGAUGAGUGGUUACGAAAGUUUGGUUCCCCUUGGCGACGGCCAAACGCCCGUUGGGCGCAAGCAAAAGUUCCAGGCCAUUCCCUGGAUCGCAACCUACUUCGAGAAAGAAGCGUUUAAAUUUGAAGCCAUGUGGAAUCACUUUGCGGAGACGGGGUGUUUUGAGGACACGACAACUCCUGGUACAACUCCUGCGGCGCCAGCCGACGGCCAACAAGAACCUCCUGUGUCGCCGUCGGAAAAGACGGCUGUGUUGACCAAGAUGUACGGGCAUUGGUACGGCUUGGACAAAAUUUUCCUGUACUGCUUCCUCAAGACCGUUCACCAGCCGGGUUUGUUUCUGGAGGUCGGAUCCGGCCACAGCACCGAGGUUGCCAGGCUUGCGCUGCGGGAGGCCGCGGAGAAAUCCGGAAAGAAAACGCAACACAUCGCGAUAGAACCCUACCGCACGGACCAGGUGCCAGCCUCGGUCGACGUGAUCGUGUCGGAAGUGCAAGAUUUGGAUCCGAACAUGAUAGUCGCGAACUUGCACGCGGGCGACGUGUUUUUCAUCGAUUCGUCCCACAUAACCAAGGCCUACGGGGACACCUUGUACGAGCUGCUGACAAUUCUGCCGCAGCUCCGUCCGGGAGUUAUCGUGCAUGUGCACGACGUUUUCCUGCCGGAUGACUACCCGGUCGAGCACGCCGCGAAUGUGCGAUGGACGGAGCAGUGGUUGCUGGCGUUGUUGCUCUACGGGAACGUUAACGGUGCUGGGAAGGACAAUAAUGGCGGUAAAACAAACCUUGACCACGAGGAGGCGCGCGAAGAUCUGUCCGCGAGGUGGGAGAUCUUGUGGGGGUCGCACUACGCCUGGACCCGGUUCGGGAGGUCCGUCCCCAGCUUCUCCGGUGAUCCAUGGCUGUCAAAAGUCAAAAACAAUCCGCAACAAGCUAUGCCGGCAGGCUGGUUCAAAAUGCAGGCGAGCUUGUGGCUGCGCAAGUUGGUGUAGAUAAGUACUUAACUAAUAAAUUCUUUUUUUGGUCGUGGCUUAUGAUUUUGCGCCCCGAGCGCCGGCCUUUCUCACAACUUGAACAUCUGCAGAGCUUUUCUUUGAUGAGCCAUGAAUUUGGACAAGUCUAUCUAUCACAAGUUUUUUAAGUGCUCGCGAU
This is a messenger RNA of Amoebophrya sp. A120, 2190 nucleotides long. The record is from the annotation of a GenBank genome assembly. Lineage: Eukaryota; Dinophyceae; Syndiniales; Amoebophryaceae.